AAGGCUCACGAGUGGUGCGAACAGCAAGUGGAACUUACUUAUAGUCAAAGUUGCCUACUCCCAUUGUAGACGAUCCUUUAUGCUUUUAAGUCUGUGCUUCGGCCUUAAGCGUCUCAAAACUGUGAAAAACUUGGUCCAUUUUCGCAUCAAACAAAAUCAACAAAACUUAACUAACCUGUGUGACCGCACACUGAUAUGCAGUGGAAAAACAACAGAGAAAUAUAAAACAAAGUUGUUACAUUUCGCGUUACAUUAUUUUGAUAUUUUUUUGUUUAUAACAAAGUGCUGUCUUGUAUUCAUAUAAGAAGAAAUAUUAAACCACAUUUUGUAAAUGGAGGAGCCACCACAAAAAAAAUCUCGAAGUACAGAUCCUGUCGAAUUAGAGAAUGAUAAAAUACAAAAUUGUGAAAUUCUAUUGGAUUCAAGUCCACACUUGAAUUACGACAUUUUAAGAAUUGUCUUUCGGUAUUUAAAAGCCAAGGAUCUGGCGAAUGCAGCAAAAGUUAGCAGAAUUUGGUUAGAAGCUGCAAAUAAAGAGAAACGAACAAGAGGUCCUGAAUAUACUAUUCGUAGUUUUACUAGAGGUUUAAUACAAGAAUAUCUGGAACCUGCAUGGAUUGAACCAUCUGUAGGAUUAUAUUUUAUAACUGGACUGUUUGAUGACGAAUUUGUAAAAAAUGUUCAAGAAGGUACUGUGAGACUUCCUAGGAAUUAUGACUCUAUCAUAUUAAGAAUUAGUGGUAUUAUUGUAGAUGAUAUAGAGAUGGAAUCAUGUUCCUAUUCUCACAAUCAGAUAUUGUCUGCAUAUUUGCCACGAAUUCCAAAUGUGCAAAUUAGCACACUUAUUAUACCAUAUGGAACUUUGAUAGUACAUCAGAAAGAAAGAUUGACAACUAGGAUGACAACUCUUUUGAAUUGUAUUGAUAAACCGUCAAAGCAGAGUGAUGAGAAUUCUUUAUGUUUAAUGUUGUUCUGUGAUCUUGAUAGUCGUGAAAAAGCAUUUACCAUAAUUUCUAUUUUAAAAGCAAGCUGCAGAAAUAAAAGAGUUUCCGUGUGGGGUGGUGUUGUAAAUCGUUUACACGUCAAGCAGGCAAACAAGUCAUUUCCCUCUAUCUCUCUGAAUCGGCAAAUUACCGUUGUCGCUAUUUCUGGUCGUAUGCAAUCAUGGUCUGUGGUUGUUGAUGUGAAAUACAAAACAAAGCAACAAGUUGAAGAAAAGUUGAAAGUAUUUAAAGACCAAGUAAGAUUAAAGAAACAUUCCAUGGGAUUUAUGUUUGCGUGUAGAGCUCGUGGACAGAAUAUGUACAAUGAAGAGAGAAAUGUGGAAUCGACAAUAUUCAAAAGAUUAUUUCCCAAAGUACCUCUUGUAGGGUGUUUCGGCGAUGGCGAGUUUGGGACCGAUUCAAUAUCCGUUGAACAAAAGAAAUCCAAAAAAAACAGUACGCAUUCUAAUUGCUCAUCUAACAAAAAUUGGUACAAUGAAUUUUCUACUGUAUUUAUGAUACUUACGUAUGAUUGAUGUAUGGAAAAAAAGGUGCACAUAAAUGUGUGUAUUCACUGUUAUUCUUAUAUUUAUCGUUUACUUGAUACAUGAAGAUUCAAAAUGUAAAAAUAAAACAAAAAAAUUGUA
Pseudomyrmex gracilis is the source of this 1630-nucleotide messenger RNA. Its product is annotated as F-box only protein 22-like. NCBI's taxonomy places the organism in Eukaryota, Metazoa, Arthropoda, Insecta, Hymenoptera, Formicidae. Gene Ontology annotation, molecular function: protein binding. The record is from RefSeq and is a predicted model, not a curated record. Bases 332 to 1519 code for a protein of 395 amino acids. The transcript is spliced from 5 exons. Gene Ontology annotation, biological process: positive regulation of proteasomal ubiquitin-dependent protein catabolic process; protein polyubiquitination.